ACGUCACAUAUUUUGUUUACAUUUGUCAACAUGAUUUACCGACACGAAGGUUAGUACAUAUUUGAAGAAUAUUGUUCUUCUGUGGUUUUCCUUUCCGCAGGUCGUCUGAAUUUUCAUCCAGUCGCUUCAUAGAAUUGUUUACAUCAGUCAGGAGAAAUUUGAUCUAUUCGUGACCCAGACAAUCCAUUGUGAAACUUCUCCAUUCGCUAUACUAUGUGUUGAAAGCUACAGCUUGUUUGAAAGAAACGCUGCGGAAAGAAUGUCGCUAGUGUCGUGUUGCAUUCAACUUGCUUCUAUGUCAACUUUGUUUUUUGAUUCAAAGUCUUUUGUGAACAUUACAUACUCCAAAUCAACUGUAACCAUACAGUCAAUGUUGGUACAGUUUCAACCUCCUCAGUUUGACGUACAAAUUAUCGAAGCGAUGAAUGCAGAUGAAUAUUUUUGGGUGAAUAUUCAAAAUGGGUCUUUAAAGAUACAGUAUCAGCUAAAAGAAGCAAGCAAUGAAAGUUUUGAUUUUGGUAUGGUUGAACGGAACAAGUACUACACUCUUCAUAUAACAUCGCGAGAAACUUCAACAUCAAUUAUACUUGUUGAGAGCGACAUUUUAACCUCUCUUCCUUGUAAACCUCGUCAGACAAACAAUACAAAUCUUUUAGGUGAAAAUUUUUCCAAAUUAUUUAAGAUGUCUGGCUUAAAAGUGAGAGGCUCGACUUUUGUCAUCGAGUUUAGUAUGCAAUCAUUUGUUGUCUGUACUCGUCAGUUAAGUGAAAAUAACAAAACUGUUGACUUAGCUGAUACGAGUCAAGAGGGUAAUCUUGUUCAAUCAAGCUCACGUUCUUGGAAUCUCACUGAACAAUGCGAAGCUGGAUCUACUCGUGGAGAUGAGUUUUGUCCGAAACAAACUCAGGACGAUGAUGACUCAAAUACAGAGUUGAUUAUAAUAAUUGGGGUUGUGGUUGGUGUCGUUCUUCUGUUCAUAAUAAUUUUAUGCAUCGUGCUUUAUAUAAGAAAUACAAGUAGCUCUGUUUUUGGAGUAUAUAAUCCGAGCAGUCAAGAACAAACACAAGAACAGCAGAUGAAACCGGCAUUCACUUUGCCUAUACCAGAAAAACUAAUUUAGUAUUUACCUUGAAAACAUGAAAAAUUCAUUUUUUUAACAUCGGAAAACGAUCUGGUCCUGUGUACACUCCUAGAUCCAGAGCAAUUCCCUAGAAUGUUAAUUUGGGAGUGUGUGUAUUCAUAUCUUCAGAUAUGCCCGACUGAUAUCUUUUGAAAGCAAUUCACUUAGAUACUUAGCCAUUCUCUUUCAUAAGAAACCAGUUAGGCGCAACUUGUGGGACAACUGAGUGUAUGAAUACCCCUCCCCAAUUAAUGCUCUAGGGGCGGCUUUACCUGCACUUGAAAACAACAUUAAUUUGUAAACAUUAUUUAAACAACGUAUUUAAAUUUUGCUAUUUAAUAUUUAAAGUAUUGGGAACAUUUACAUCAUAUAAUGUUUGUAUCGCGGCUAUUUAAUAUUUAAAUAAAGUAUAGAGAAUAUGUUCAUAAUAUAAUGUUUGUAUCGCGGGCUCUAUGAAAUGUUGAACUUCGAAAUGGCGAACUUCACAAUGAAUGAUGUGGCGGACUCUUGGAAGAAAUUUGCAAAAAUGUCUGUGACGACUUUUUCUCGAGCGAAACAGCUUACAGAAGAGAAAUUAAAUCGAGCGGAAAAAACAGAAUUCGAUGCACACUUUGAAAACUUGGUUACAAGAGCAGAGAAAACCCGUGACUGUACUGCCAAUAUCACCUCUAAAACUUCAGCACUUAUUCAACCAAACCCUAAUGCCCGUUUGGAAGACUUCAUGCAUCAGAAAUUUGAUGGUAAAAAGAAAGAAAGACAAACGAAUUAUGAGGUUCUUGGUCAGUGUAUGUUUGAUUCUGGGAAUGAUUUGGGUCCGGGAACUGCAUAUGGUGGAGCCCUUGUGGAAUGUGGCAAAUCUCUGAGGAAGAUAGGGCAGUCAGAAAGGGACUUGUUGGAAAAAACUAUCUCAAGAUUUGUAAAUCCACUGGAAAACUUCCUUGAGAGUGACAUAAAAGUCAUUAUGAAAGAGAAGCGUGUAUUGUUAGCCAAGAGACUUGAUCUGGAUGCAUGUCGCACGAAGUUAAAAAAAGCUGAAACCCAGUCCUCAGAAAAAGUUCAACAGCUGGAAGCAGAUCUACGGGUUGCCCAAGCAGAGUUUGACAGACAAUAUGAAAUUACAAAAUUGUUGUUGGACGGUGUCACUACAGCACAAAAUAGCCAUUUGAUAGCAUUACAAAGUUUUGUUGAAGCCCAAGCGCAGUAUUUUGACCAAUGUCAUAAAACAAUGUUGGACUUGCAAAGGCAAUUGCAAAGCCCCCCGCCUACAACAUUUCCCAAUCUCCCCUCGUUUGAUAUUAACACGAUUCCUAAGCCUUCUAUCACCAAGGCCAAGGUUUUAUAUGACUAUGAUGCUUCUGAAGGUGAUGAACUGACAUUACUUGCUGAUGAGGUAAUCGUGGUUUACAAAGCGCCAGGUCUUGAUAGUGAUUGGAUGAUAGGUGAAAGGGGCUCGCAACGAGGUCGUGUACCAAUAACCUACAUUCAACUUCUUCCAUAAUGAUCUAGUUGUUUCUAACUUAGAACAAUAUCCAAUAUUUCCAAUCGUAAUUAGAACAAUAUCCAAUAGUUCCAAACUUAAUUUGAACAAUUUCCAAAAGUCUCAAACCUAUUUAGAACAAUAUCCAAUAGUUCCAAACCUAUUUAGAACAAUAUCCAAUAGUUCCAAACCUAUUUAGAACAAUAUCCAAUAGUUCCAAACCUAUUUAAAACAACAUCCAAGAGUUCCAAACCUAUUUACAACAAUUUCCAAUAGUUCCAAACCUA
Messenger RNA from Xenia sp. Carnegie-2017, 2884 nucleotides. RefSeq names its product endophilin-B1-like. Gene Ontology annotation, biological process: membrane organization. Lineage: Eukaryota; Metazoa; Cnidaria; Anthozoa; Malacalcyonacea; Xeniidae. Gene Ontology annotation, molecular function: protein binding. Gene Ontology annotation, cellular component: cytoplasm; membrane. The record is from RefSeq and is a predicted model, not a curated record.